AUCUGGCAGACUCCGCCCCGGCAGCACCUCCAGCUGACGGUCUGCCUGUGCGCUGCCGAAUGUUUGGAAUUGUUGUGAUGGGAGGCCGCAGCCAUCUUGGAUGAGCGCCGCUCCGCACCGAGCACCAACGGUCGACGGUGACGGUGGAGCAGCCAGCCAGCCAGCUAGCUAUCGUUAGCUGCUGCUCGGAGAGAUUAACCUCGCCUCUUAUUGCGACUAUGCUUUAUUUGCGCCCGCUCUGUAGUCGACGCAUUGUGUGCGCAAAAAUGGGCACAAGUAGUUUUAAACGUUUUGCGGCUAUAAUUUAGAAAAGGGAAAGGCGUUGCUGAACCUCGGUAUAUUUUUACAUUUCUGGAUAGAGGAGUUACUAUGAAUGGAGGAUAAAUGUUGCCGAAGGCUGACAGCAGCAGUUUCGUCCUCCUCUUCUCUCUUCUCUUCGUUCUCACACUAACGGACCCACCACGGACAGGUCCACGGCUAGCUCUGGCAAGAUUAUUGUCAGAGCAGCGCUGCAGCACUGGGCAGUUCGCCUGCCGCAGUGGGAAGAUGCAGUGUAUCCCGAUGUCCUGGCAGUGUGACGGCUGGACAGCAUGCGAGGACAAAAGCGACGAGAUGGACUGUCCCCUUAUAAAGGCGGAGAGGUAUCGCUUUGAGAAUGGAUAUGAGAACGUAGAAGACGUCAUCGGUGUGGCUCAGCCGGUUCGCUUCAACAAGAAGUGUCCCAACGGCUGGCAUCACUAUGAGAAGACGGCCAGCUGCUACAAAGUCUACCUGAAGAACGAGAACUACUGGAAGGCCGUGGAUACGUGCCAGAAGGUUAAUGGCUCCUUGGCUACGUUCGUGACCAGCGAAGAGCUCCAGUUCAUACUGGAGAUCGAGCUGGACUUUGACGACAAAGUGUGUGAGCGCAGAGAACAGUGCACGUUUUGGGUGGGCUAUCAGUAUGUGAUCACCAAUCGAAGUCACACCUUGGAGGGCCGUUGGGAAGUGGCUUCCAAAGGGUCCAUGCAGGUGAUUUGGCCGCCUGAGGGCCUGGAGAAGUUUGGGGAGACCUCUCCCUCUCAGGACAACGUCUUCUGCGCCCAGCUGCAGCGCUUCCAGAGCAAGAGCAUGAAUGAACACGGCCUGCACAGCUGGGACGCUGAGAACUGCUACAAGAAGUUCCCGUUCCUCUGCAAGAGGAGGCAAACAUGUGUAGAUAUAAAAGACAAUGUAGUAAAUGAGGGCUACUACUUCACCCCGAAGGGGGACGACCCGUGUCUGAGCUGCACGUGUCAUGACGGCGAGCCGGAGAUGUGUGUGGCGGCGCUGUGUGAGCGGCCGCAGGGCUGCACUCGAUUUCAGAAGGAUCCCAAAGAGUGCUGCAAGUUCACCUGCCUGGAUCCCGAUGGCAGCACUCUGUUUGACUCGAUGGCCAGUGGGAUGAGGCUGAUCGUCAGCUGCAUCUCGUCCUUCCUCAUCCUGUCGCUGCUGCUCUUCAUGGUGCACAGACUUCGUCAGAGAAGACGCGAACGCAUCGAGACUCUGAUCGGAGGCAACUUGCACCACUUCAACCUCGGAAGACGAGUGCCAGGCUUCGACUACGGCCCAGAUGCCUUCGGCACCGGUCUCACUCCUCUGCACCUGUCUGAUGAUGGCGAAGGCGGGGCUUUUCAUUUCCAGGAGCCGCCUCCGCCGUACGCCGCCUACAAAUAUGCCGACAUCCAGCACCCAGACGACCCCCCUCCUCCGUACGAAGCCUCCAUCAACCCAGACACCUUCCUCUACGUGGACUUUGGACACAGCGGAGUCUCUGUGGUGCCGAGCCAGAUGAACUCUCUGGGCAACGGGCUCGAGGCCGAACUUCCCAACUCCCCCGCUCCAGCGCCCGUUUGUGUGCCAUCGUCUCAAGAGAGGGAGGACUCCAUAGACAGCAGCACCCUCCUGGUGGGCCCUGACACGCCAACAGAUGGCCACGCCCCCGCCCCUCUGCCCGCAGACUGCACGUCCUCCCUCAGCACUGUGGUAUAGGAGCGAAGGACAGAGCCGCACCCGGAUCUCACUAGUCAGAACUGCAGGCUGUUGAUGUCGGCUGCAGGGAACAGACUUGUAUUUUGUACAGACGUAUAAGAAGGAGCGGCGACUGUUUUCUUACAGCGGGGUUUUUCCUUCUGAAGACGAAGUGUUUGGUUUUGUUUGCUUUUUGAAGACACUGGCAUCCGAGGGAGCAGCAAGGACUGAUUCUGUACAAAAAAACCAAAAACAUCCCAAUAAUUUGACAUGGCUGCACUCCUUGUUUUGUUGCUGAGAAGCAGCCUAAUUGGGUGAAACCCCGUCUGCUGUAAAUGCUCCCUGAGGUUCAGACUUCAUACCUGUGUGUUUCAGUCCCGCACAGCAUCAAACUACCAACCCAGCUUUUGUUGCUUGUACGCUUUUUGUUGCGUCACACUUUGAAACGGCAGCGUCUUUACCGACCUCCGAACUACUAUAGCAUCCACACUGUCUGCUGCAGCAUGACCUAGAGCUGAUGAAAACCUUCAUUUUUACAAUCCGAUCUAAGCAGCCGUCUUCCAGAUUUAUAGCGCAGAUUUGCAGAAGCAGAUGUUUUAUAGCUCAGAAGGUGUCUGGUAGUCUACUAUUGUUGGGUUUUUAUCGGGUUACGCUGACAAAAAGCUUUAGAUGUCAGAAGAUGCUGGUUGUUUUCAGUUUGGUGUUACGUUUGUUUAUUAAUUUAUGACUGCAGGCUGUAAUUUUGGUUGCUUGUUGGAAACGUGUAAGCUGAUGGGUAAAGAUUAGAGAUGAAGGUGUUUCAUAAAAGGAAAAAAAUUUGAUUUAAAAGAUUUCUCCAAUUAUGAAUUAAGUCAUGCUAACAUUCAAAUUAUGUGCUAUUUGUGGUUGAGCCGUUGUGUACAGUCUUCACGCAUUGAUUUGUGAGGUAAGCUCAUCGACUGUCGCUUCCUUUCCAUCCCAGAAUGUGCCAACCAGGCGUGGGCUGGCAUAACGUUUUCUUGGUAACAUAAUUUUAGUAAAAACAUGUAUAUCAAGAUAUUUUCAUGCAACUGUGAAACAAAAAGGCAGCGUACAGCGUGAUCUUAAUGGUUUAAUUAAAAACAUACCUUUGUGUUGCUAAAACAAUCUGAGAUAUUGGUUAUUACAGGUAUAAUAUUGUCACAGAUUAAACUGGCUUUACUCUAAAAUAUUAAACAGAGAAUAAACACAAACUACAUAUAGAAGCAGCUUUCAGCCAAACAUGUCGAUUGUUCACAAUGCUCCUAUUUAAUCAUGUAAUUCUGGAUGAGUAUGGAAAAUUCUUCAUGAUAUUAUCAAAUCAAGGUGUGAGGUUUCCCCAAACUUUAAUAAUCUAAACAAAUAAAAAGACUUUUUGCAUUGGCAUGCAGACAAAUAUUGACUUGCCACUCUAAGACCUGACCGGCUAUAAAAGCAAACUCAUUCAAAAGUUAAUGUAUUAGAAAUAUUUACAAACAACCUGAUUUGUUGGUUGUAUAAUCCAAGGACAAAUGAAUGAAACGGUCCACGGAUAAAUGAAAAACAUGAAGUACUUUUUGGCUUCUGGACCCUCUUAAAACGUGGUUUUUAAAAUUGGCCUUUAGAUGCCAAAAAAGCAUUAAUUACAUUGAUUUCUGGAGAUGGAUCAAAAGCUUUAGAGUCUUUAUUUCAUUACUGUACACAUUAAUGCUCAAUUUAAAAAAAUCCAUGUUUAUUUGACUUUGAAAUGGAGAUAAGUUUGUUCAGUUUCCAAAGAUAUAGUGAACUAUCCCUUUAACACACUGCUGAAUUGUAAACCGACCAAAUAAUAAACCUCAACCUGGUCAAUGUUUUUUUGGGUUUUUUUUUUUUUUACUGAAAUGUUCAGCCUGUCAUAAAAUCUACCAGGAAAAAAAAUAAUAUUUUUGAAGUGUAAACUCUGUAGUAAACAUGAGUGUAGAAUAUUUGAGCUUUUUGCCCAGUUUAAAAACUCAGAAAACUGAUCAUUAUCAGAUCUGUCUAGCCUGCAGUUCGCUGCUUAACGUACAAGGCUGGCUAACUAGUUUUAAAUCAAAAAUAUUUCCAAACGGCCUGAUUUCUUGUCCUUAAAAUCCAAGCACAAGUUUAGUUCCUCAGCUCUACCUCUGUCUCUGGCAUCUUAUUAAAGGGAAUUAAAAUGGGUGGCCAGCCCAUGCCUGCGUUGAAACCUCUGCAGAACAUGACGGUUUCUGCAAAACUGUUGCUGUUCCUGUUUUGUCACUUUCUCUCUUUGAUUAAAUGUGUAUUUAAAAAAAAAAAAAAGUACGUUUGGAGCUAGUAAGACGACAAUCGGACACAUUCGAGGAUGGAUUCGACGGAGUUGGAGUCUUUUUUGUUUUUUUUGGAGUUUCCUCCAUCACCACCAGCAGCGUCCAAACUCAUGAUCCGCCCCCAAAAAUGGUUUGAAAUGUCUUGACUCCGCAUCUCAUGUUCGAAUGUACUGAAUAUAUAUAUAUAUAUAUAUAAUACAUGACUUUUUGUGCUCAUCUUUAACAAAUUUCUUUGUUUUUAUUUUCUACUUUUUGCGUCGACAAUCCACAGUGGAUUAUCCAGCAAACAGUCGUGUUUUCAUACGCUGCCAAACGUGAGCAUGUGUGUUUAACAGAUGGUGUUCAAUUCUGUUUGCACCCUCUUUGUUUUGGGUUUCUUCUUGCUUUAUGUACCUUUUGGUGCAUGUUUUCUAUGUGUUGGCAUGCUGAGAGAUAAUUUUAGCACAACAGUGUACAGUAGAUUUAAAGGCUCAUACAUGUAGUUCAGCGUUUUGUAUGAACUGAAAGCCGAGGUGGGGGGGAGGGAUUGUAAUGCAACUUAUGCUACAUUUCAUUGUCUCUUAUUUGACAGCCCUUAAAUUAAAAACAAGGGGGAAAAAAAACAAA
Molecule: messenger RNA, 4880 nt
Organism: Xiphophorus couchianus (Monterrey platyfish)
Lineage: Eukaryota; Metazoa; Chordata; Actinopteri; Cyprinodontiformes; Poeciliidae
Gene: dgcr2
Product: DiGeorge syndrome critical region gene 2
Exons: 11
Coding region: 385-2010 (541 amino acids)
Cellular component (GO): membrane
Molecular function (GO): protein binding
Source: RefSeq, a predicted model, not a curated record